Iphiclides podalirius (scarce swallowtail) is the source of this 246-nucleotide messenger RNA. The record is from the annotation of a GenBank genome assembly. Lineage: Eukaryota; Metazoa; Arthropoda; Insecta; Lepidoptera; Papilionidae.
AUGCGGGAGUCGUUCACCCCUGUAAGGACACUUGCAUACAACGCAGGAUUUUCGCGGGGCCAUAGAAACGAAAUGUGGAGCAAGGUGAGGUGGGCGGGCCCGGUGGGUGGUACGCGGCGAUUGGUCGGCACCGCCCAGCUGCGAAUACGCCCCCUCGACCCCCCAUUCCCAUCCCCCACCCCCGUGGCCACCGGCUAUCGCCUGGCGACCACCUACAUCCACCCGGCGCAAGCUAUGCCUGUGUCG